This is a messenger RNA of Lolium rigidum, 1693 nucleotides long. Its product is annotated as aspartic proteinase NANA, chloroplast-like. Lineage: Eukaryota; Viridiplantae; Streptophyta; Magnoliopsida; Poales; Poaceae. Gene Ontology annotation, molecular function: aspartic-type endopeptidase activity. Gene Ontology annotation, biological process: proteolysis. The coding region runs from base 1 to 1425 and encodes 474 amino acids. The record is from RefSeq and is a predicted model, not a curated record. The transcript has 2 exons.
AUGGCGGCCCGCCGCCUGAUACUUCUGCUCGCGGUCGCCGCGGCCGCUCUCUUCGCGGUCGCAAGCGGCGCCCGCGCGAGCAAGUCGGCGCAGUUCGACCUGUUCCGCCUGGGGUCGAGCUCCCUCGCCCAGCAGGCGUUCCACGACCGGUACCGGCUGUCCACCAUCGCCGCGCGCCUACGGCUAUCGGAGCGGCGGCGGACGCGCGAGACGGCGGCGGGGUCGCGGGCGGCGGCGUUCGCGAUGCCGCUGGGGUCGGGCGCGUACACGGGCAUCGGGCAGUACUUCGUGCGGUUCCGCGUGGGCACCCCCGCGCAGCCGUUCCUGCUGGUGGCCGACACCGGCAGCGACCUGACCUGGGUCAAGUGCCGCAACUCGUCGGCCUUGGCGGCGGCGGCGGGGACGGGGACGGGGCGCGCGUUCCGGCCGGAGAGGUCGAGGACGUGGGCGCCCAUCUCGUGCGCGUCGGACACCUGCGUCAAGUCGCUCCCCUUCUCCCUCGCCACCUGCCCCACGCCCGGCACCGCCUGCGCCUACGACUACCGGUACAAGGACGGUUCGGCGGCGCUGGGCACGGUGGGCACGGAGUCGGCGACGAUCGCGCUGUCGGGGCCGGCGGCGGCGCCGAGCAAGGCCAAGCUCAAGGGCCUCGUGCUGGGCUGCUCCACCUCCUACAGCGGGCCCAGCUUCGACGCCUCCGACGGCGUCCUCAGCCUCGGCUACAGCGACAUCUCCUUCGCCUCCCACGCCGCCUCACGCUUCGCCGGACGCUUCUCCUACUGCCUCGUCGACCACCUCGCCCCGCGCAACGCCACCAGCUACCUCACCUUCGGACCCAACCCCGCCGUCUCCUCCCGCACCUCCUCCUCCUCCUCAUGCCCGCGCGCCGCCAAGCCACGCGCGCGGGAGACGCCGCUGGUGCUCGACGCCCGGAUGCGACCCUUCUACGACGUCUCCAUCAAGGCCAUCUCCGUCAACGGCGAGUUCCUCAAAAUCCCGCGCGCCGUCUGGGACGUCGACGCGGGCGGCGGCGUUAUCCUCGACUCCGGCACCAGCCUCACCGUCCUCGCGAAACCCGCCUACCGCGCCGUGGUGGCCGCGCUGGACAAGAGGCUCGCGGGCCUGCCGAGGGUCAUCAUGGACCCCUUCGAGUACUGCUACAACUGGACCUCGCCCUCCACGGGCAGGGACGCUGACGUGGACCUGCCGAAGAUGGCCGUGCACUUCGCCGGCUCGGCCCGGCUGGAGCCGCCGGGGAAGAGCUACGUGAUCGACGCGGCGCCAGGGGUGAAGUGCAUCGGCGUGCAGGAGGGGCCCUGGCCCGGGAUCUCCGUCAUCGGCAACAUCCUGCAGCAGGAGCACCUGUGGGAGUUCGACCUCAAGAACCGGCGGCUCCGAUUCAAACGAUCACGGUGCACGCACUGAUCGAUUGCCGCGCGCGGCGGCGCCGAUCGUUCAAACAACCACUCGUUGUGUUUUUUUUUCAUUGUGGUGGUGGUGGUGGUCUCUCUGAAAUCUGAUUAUUGUUUGUUUUUGCCCCCUGUUCAGAUCUACACUAAUGCUGCAAUGAGAAAUGCGCCUUGCAGAAAUCAUAAGCUGUAAUCAGUCUUCCGUCCUUUUUUUUUCUCCAUUCAUCCAUGUGAUGUUCCAUUUUGGUGAAUAUGUAUAGUCCAGAGCUCCUUGUUAACUUGAU